This is a messenger RNA of Aspergillus pseudonomiae, 2598 nucleotides long. RefSeq lists its product as uncharacterized. Bases 1 to 2598 code for a protein of 865 amino acids. The transcript has 3 exons. The record is from RefSeq and is a predicted model, not a curated record. Lineage: Eukaryota; Fungi; Ascomycota; Eurotiomycetes; Eurotiales; Aspergillaceae.
AUGCGUCUAAUUCACACAGGGCGUUUACAGCUCGAGGAAUUCACAGAUGAAAUCCCGCCUUACGCGGUCCUCUCGCACCGAUGGGGCAAGAAAGAAGUUACGUUCCAAGACAUACUCCUCGGCCGGAACCAUGAUACGGAGGGCUACAGAAAAGUGGAGAACAUGUGUAAAGUAGCCAACCAGGAUGGCUUCGAGUAUGCCUGGAUUGACACAUGUUGUAUCAAUAAAGAAAGUAGCGCUGAGCUGUCCGAAGCGAUUAACUCAAUGUUCAGAUGGUACGAGUCGGCAGGACAGUGUUAUGCUUACUUACGCGAUGUUUCCUCGAACAAUGAUCAAUCUGAUUUAUCGUCCAAAGUUAGGAAGAGUGAAUACUUCAAACGAGGUUGGACCCUUCAAGAACUCAUUGCUCCGUCGGAUGUGCGUUUUCUUGCAGAUGACUGGAGUGAGAUAGGAUCAAGAGACUCCUGGAGCACCUUGAUACAUGAGAUCACCAAAAUAGACGAGUCGAUUUUGAAAGGUUCAGCACAGUUGUCCGAUUUUAGCAUUGCCAGGCGAAUGUCAUGGGCUUCAGGAAGAAAGACGACACGUGUGGAGGACAUAGCCUACUGUCUCAUGGGGAUAUUUCACGUGAACAUGCCGUUGCUCUAUGGAGAGGGCGAGAAGGCUUUCAUAAGACUACAGGAAGAGAUUAUGAAAGAGUCAGCCGAUCAGUCACUUUUCGCAUGGGAAAUACGCGAAGCAUCAGACCGACCUGAAACUGGUUUGCUUGCACGAUCGCCCGCUGAUUUCAAGCAUUCCGGAGAUAUCGUGCCCUUUUAUUUUUCAAAGAAGGAUUCUGCUCCGUUCUCGGUGACCAACCGGGGUAUAAGACUGCAUUUACCCCUGUACCAGAACCUACUGGUAAAGGACAUACUUGUCCUCGAGUGUCAGGACACCUCAGAAAAGUAUAGAGCUCUUGUGGGGAUAUAUCUGCUUCCGAGCCCUGGCGGACAGUUCCAGUAUAUGAGACAUAACUCUCGAAUCAACAGGGAAAUUCCGCUGUCGAAAAUGCGUCAUGCCAAGGCUCAAACGAUCUAUGUGAUGAAGACAUCCAUUGGCGAGGGAGGGGGCUCCCUGCUGCAUGAGCAUAGACCUUAUCACUACGCAGGAUCUCGUCUCCGCAAAGAGUUAUCACAAUCAGGAGAGCCACCUAAAAAGCUAAUUCUAUGUUUCGACGGAGGGAGCCAGAAGCGUCAAGCGAAUCAUCAAUCCAACAUUGAGAAAAUCCAUAACAUGCUUUAUGGCACGAACGGUUCCCAGCUUUGUUACUACCAACGAGCCAAUUCUAGCCGUGCUGGUGGUUUCAAGGCAUGUAUAGGUGAUGGAUACAAUUGGCUCGUAGAUUACUAUAAUGUCGGGGAUGAGAUAUUUCUCUUUGGCUUCUCCAAUGGGGCUUACAUAGCUCAAGCACUCGCAAAAAUGGUCGAUUAUAUUGGAAUAUUGCCUCAAGGUAACGAGAGCUUUCAGGCUGCCUGGGACAUCUUCCAACGGUGGAAUACCUAUACGCUGAGGGCCGAUGCUGAUAAGAUGUGGGAGGAAAGAGAGAGUUACUUUAAAAUGAAAGACUUCCGGGAAAAGCUCUGCAAGCCCGUUAACAGCAUCCGAUUUCUUGGUUUAUUCGAUACGGUCGUCGUCAAAUCCAAACAUCUCGACGGAGAAGGGGAGCGAAUCUCGACAGCUACGGAGAUUUCGAAAUCAGCCAGUACUAUUUGUCAUGCAGUUUCAAUAGAUGAAUAUCACGCUGCACUACGUCCAGUUCUACUGAAAGAGGAGCUCAGCGAUGGACUACGUAUGAAAGGAGUCAAGCAAGUCUGGUUCCCGGGUAGUCAUGCUGAUAUCGGGGGGCUUGUACCGCUAGACCCCGGUGAGGCUUGGAGCCUCGGCCAUAUCCCGCUGGUCUGGAUGGUCCGCGAGGCCUCCAAGGCCGGCCUGUCUUUCAGGCUCACGACGCAGUUUGGAUGCGAUGAGCAUACGCAGGUCAGCCCAUUAGAUCUGACCAAGAUAAUGGACAGUGGUAGUAUAAGCGACCAGUACAAUGCAUUCACAGCUAGUCCAGAGACCAUAUUCUCUAGCGAUCAGUUGAAGGCCUCUUUACAUCUUGCAUCCAUACAAGGCCACCUGCACAGCACCGGGAACCACACACACAAAACGAAUCGAAUGAUCACCCGCGCUUUUCUUACCCCUACCGUAUGCCGAAAAUUAACUCUCACAAAGCCUCGGAAUCUUCCGCUCUACGCUAAGGUGCAUGUGUCCGCUAUUCGCAGAAUGGGCAUGGAGUCAGCCCAUUACCGUCCAGCCAAUGCGAUCAUAAGCCGCGACCCAGGAAGAAAUACGACCUUGCAUGCAGCGUAUAAAAGAAAUUAUCUGAUAGCAUUCAUUGGUCUUAACGAUACGAUCGGACAGUGCUACAUCGUUGUAAACAAGGCCGAAGCUCAGUCAAUUGCGCCUGCCGGGCUCUUCUCUGAAACCCCCGAAUAUGCGACGAUGCAGCUUCCCAUGUUCGUCGGGUUUAAGAACCUACUUUAUUCGAAGAUCCGAAGAAGGGCACGCCUGGCUUAG